Messenger RNA from Funneliformis mosseae, 333 nucleotides. Lineage: Eukaryota; Fungi; Glomeromycota; Glomeromycetes; Glomerales; Glomeraceae. The record is from the annotation of a GenBank genome assembly.
AAUGUAGUUGAGUCUCUUGAAACAAUACCUGAAAACAUAAAUAUACAAUUUUCAGGUCCACAUGAUUCUAUCUUAAUAACACGAAAUCGCUAUUUUGGUCGCAAAUAUAAGCUGCUGGAAAACCUUAUAAUGUGGAAAGAAUUCGUUCCUAUAGAUAUAAUUCGAUCGUUAUCCAUUGAUUAUUUACUUAAUCGACAUUUAUUACAUAUUUUAAAGAAUUCAUCGUUAAACACAGAUAGCGCAAAGUAUCAAAAGAUACUUAUAACUAUCCCUAGCGAUUGGCUUCAUCCUUCAUCAUUAGAAACAUUAGCACGUGGAGCUGCAGGGUAUUGA